Messenger RNA from Acanthosepion pharaonis, 1884 nucleotides. The record is from the annotation of a GenBank genome assembly. Lineage: Eukaryota; Metazoa; Mollusca; Cephalopoda; Sepiida; Sepiidae.
AUGCUUUUUCUCGCGGUUAACUCUCGUUUAUUUUCUAUUCUGUUUUCUUUUCCCGUUAUCUGCUUUCUUUCUUCCUUGUAUGUUACAUUCCCCUUUUUUUUAUUUUUAUUACUUUUUCUUUCUUUCUUUCUUUCUUUCUUUCUUUCUUAUCACCAUCUUUCUUUUCAGCCACUUUCUUUUUGUUUCCGUAUAAACUGUCCGCCAUUUUCUUUUCCUUCAUUUUUUUUAAACUUUUAUUUCUUAUCUAUAUUUAUUUAUUCUUAUUCUAAGUUUGCACCUUUUUUCUUAUAUUUGCUUCAUUCUUUGUCUAUCUACGUCUUGUUAUUUUGUGUAGAAGUAAUUUUGAAUCUUUCCAACGGUUAUCUACACUACUUCACUCCCUUCUUUUUAUACAUUUCUAUUUGUUCGAUUCUUAUUUUCUCAAUCAUUUUGCUUGUAUACUUUCUUUUCUUCGUUCUUAUUCCGCUUCUCACUUUCUCUCAUAAUUUAUUUGAAGUCAUCUUUCUCUUCUUUUUUCAAGUCCAUAUAACCACUUUAUCUUUCCACUCCAUUCUCUUUCCCUGCUCUUUCGUUUUCUUUCUAUAUCUUUUUUUUUGUCACGACAUAUUCCUCUCUGCCUACUCACUAUUUUUUCCAUGCACUUAUAAUUCUCUGCAGAUGUUGGGGCCCUGGAAUCAGCAAGUCAAUACAAAGAGGAAACAACUGAUAUCUAUCUAUCUAUCUAUCUAUCUAUCUAUCUAUCUAUCUCGAAGAUAUCUAUCUAUCUAUCUAUCUAUCUAUAUCAUCUGUUCUUAUCUAUCUAUCUAUCUAUCUAUCUAUCUAUCUCAGUCUGUUCUUAUCUAUUAUCUAUCUAUCUAUCUAAUCUGUUCUUACUAUUAUCUAUCUAUCUAUCUAUCUAUCUAUCUAUACACCCAAUCUUUAUCUAUUUAUCUAUCUAAAUCGCAUCACCCCAUUCUUUCUUUCUGUAAUCUAUCUAUCUAUCUAUCUAUCUAUCUAAUCUAUCUAAACCCCAUUUUCUCUCUAUCUAUCUAUCUAUCUAUCUAUCUAUCUAUCUAUCUAUCUAUCUAUCUAUCUAUCUCAUCUGUUCUUAUCUAUCUAUCUAUCUAUCUAUCUAUCUAUCUAUCUAUCUAUCUAUCUAUCUAUACACCCAAUCUUUAUCUAUUUAUCUAUCUAAAUCUCAUCAUUGUAUUCUUUCUUUCUAUCUAUCUAUCUAUCUAUCUAUCUAUCUAUCUAUCUAUCUAUCUAUCUAAAUCUCAUCACCCCAUUUUAUCUAUCUAUCUAUCUAUCUAUCUAUCUAUCUAUCUAUCUAAAUCUCAUCACCCCAUUUUCUCUAUCUAUCUAUCUAUCUAUCUAUCAUAUCUAUCCAUCUAUCUAUCUAUCUAUCUAUCUAUCUCAGUCUGUUCUUAUCUAUCUAUCUAUCUAUCUAUCUAUCUAUCUAUCUAUCUAUCUAUCUACACCCAAUCUAAAUUUAUCUAUCUAAAUCUCAUCAUUCAUUCUUUCUUUCUUCUGUUCUUAUCUAUCUAUCUAUCUAUCUAUCUAUCUAUCUAUCUAUCUAUCUAUCUAUACACCCAAUCUUUAUCUAUUUAUCUAUCUAAAUCUCAUCACCCCAUUCUUUCUUUCUGUAUCUAUCUAUCUAUCUAUCUAUCUAUCUAUCUAUCUAUCUAUCUAUCUAUCUAUCUAAAUCAUCACCCAUUUUUUCUAUCUACCUAUCUAUUAUAUCUAUCUAUUAUCUAUCUAUCUAUCUAUCUCAUCUAUCUCAGUCUGUUCUUAUCUAUCUAUCUAUCUAUCUAUCUAUCUAUCUAUCUAUACACCCAAUCUUUAUCUAUUUAUCUAUCUAAAUCUCAUCACCCCAUUCUUUCUUUCUGUAUCUAUCUAUCUAUCUAA